AUGGUCAGAUUACGCUUGCAACGCCGCUCUCGCGGUCACACUUCCUUCAACACUUUCCACAAUAUCGCCACUCCCAUAUCACCUUCACUUCCGCUAGAAACACCAAGCUUCUACGCACGACGGAAACAGGAAGGCGUCCGGUUCGCCCACGAACUGUACAUCGCAAUCGGCAACCAACAUUUCAUGCGCGAUUGCCCCUGCCCUGUCCCAACAAUCUACACUUCACCAGAGGAGGCUCUUGUCGCCGGCACGGGGCACAUUCGGUUCUACAUCACCGACGACACGUCGAAGCUAUCCGUUCUUCAACAACCCGCUGAUCCUCAUUGGCAUUGCGAGUGCCGCGAUUCACACAACUACUGGCCAGUCUACCAAGAGCUACUCAGCCGGCACCACGAGCCCCGUCUUAACAACAACGGAAAGCGCGUUGCGGAGGCUGGCGAGCUUGAGCUCAUCUCCGAGAACAUCGACCACAAGGCUGUGGAAAGGGUCCUGCCUGCAGCAGUUGACGAUAGUACGCCAGAGCUCGCGCCAUCGCCAUCGUCCGAAUCGCCCAUGGAAAGCUCCUGGAUGAACCCUUUCGCCCUCGCUAGCCAGGCCCUAAUCACGAUGGCCACACCAUUUACCGUUGUCCGGAAUUUCAUCUCCGGCUUCUUCCAGGGCGAAACCCAUUACGACAUCGUUGACACACGAAAGGUUGACGAUGCCAACGGCACUGUGUCAGUCAAGAGAUUGAAACGACACUGCACGCCUUCAACCGAUGCAUACUCUAACGAGCUCCCGGGUUUUUCCUGGGCCGACAACGCAACCUCCUACAUCGGACGAGAUGCGCUCGACCACAUCGCCGAGGUCUUUUACCAUCGCAUAGAUUUGAUUAGCCGUUCCAAGGUCACAUGCAGCCCCUCCCUCGAAGACCUCAGGAGGAGUUUCGACCCCAACCAAGGAGAGGACCUCGAGCUCAACAUUGCAAUUCACAAAUUAAUGACCGACACUCCAAGUAUUGGGCCUGUGCUUCCUACCGACAGCACAAAAAAACAGGAAUCGAAAUACCACUAUACACGGGAGUUGUACCUCGAUGGCGCCGCCACGGCCUACGAGCUGAUGCAAGAAAUUUACACCCAGCAUAACCUUGAUGCGUACAAAGCAUUGUGUCCGAAGCCACCGCGAUCAAUAGCUUAUGGGGAAGACACCAAGCCGGAAAAGCACACAAGGACAUUGCACGAGAAGGCCAGAGUGGCGGCGGAGUUUAUCUCUUGGGUGCUGCGAAACCACAUGCACGGGAUGGAGGGUUUCGAAGAAGCUUUAUCAAAGGUCUUCGUGGAUGCCAAUGCCAUCCACAAGCGAGAAAUAAUCCCAAGCUAUGUUAAGCCAACGGCAAACGAGUCAUCAUCAAUUCCCGGAAGUUUCCCCACCGGACCGGACUCCGCUUUCUUCGAAGUUCCUAUAAACGAUCUCAGUUUUGCGCAUGCGUGGGAAUUUAAAUAUCCCUCAACAGAUCAACAUGACACGGAACCUACACCAAUCAAUGCCAAGGAGUUUCGACCUAUACUGGAACCCAAAGGCAUCCUCAAAAAGCCCAAAGAAUGGCCGACUCCUGAAUCGCCAAAGUAUGUCGCCACCCCCGAUAGAAACAGAAGACUCGACUUUGUUGCGCCCGUGGCGAGCUACGCGCCGCCUAAAGAAAUAUCUGUCCAAGUGAUGACCUUGAAAGAUGCCAUCAAUGUGCAGUGGCACCAUCCCACCGAAAACUCUGUAAAUGACCACGAAAACAAUGCGAGCCGGAACGCAGGACAAACAGCCAGAAACCGUCAUCAUUUCGCAAAGGUUGACAAAGGCAGAAGCUUUACCGUCUCGGAUAUGACCAGAUGGACAGAAAAAGAGGUCGAAAGGGAUGACGUGGAAAUGGGACUCCGAGUUCACGAGGCCAAAUAUGGUCCUUUCCUCAGUGAGCUCCGGCAAGAAAUGCUGGAAAAUUUUCAGGCCAGCGCUCAGGAACACCCAAAGCCGGAGCCCGACUUCAAGGUACGCAGACAAAUUCUGCAACGAAUCCGACUUGAAAGAAACCAAAAGACUACUCAAGGGGCACACGGGGAGAAGAAUUCAAUUCUCGAUCGGUUUUUCCGAAAGACCGAGCAAGAGGAGAUCAUGGCAGCAGAGGGAACUGUCUCUAAAGCAGCUCAACAAGACCCCGACCUUUCGGUGGAGCAAGCUCCAGCAAUCAGCCAGGUUCAGCAGUCAGCGGCUGAUGAUGACCUCGCAAUUGCCACAAAAAAGCUUGAAGACUUGGAGGUCAGUCGUCAACUGGCCCACGAGUGGGAAGAUGGUAUUCGUCGCGACAUCGAGAAGCGGCACAGGGAAGCCGAAAAAAGACAAAGAGAAGCAGAGCGCAAGCGCCGAGAGGAGAAGCGGCGACAAGAACAGGAAAGCAGGAGGCGCCGUGAAGAGGCAGAACAAGCCUCGCGGACCGGUCUGCGCGUACCCAAACGCCCCCUGAUUGGAAGCUUGAGCAACGAUUGGGAAAAGAAAGUCUCCAGUGUGCUCCACGCCAACCCUUCCGCGGAACUGGCCAAGAUUGUAGACGGGCUGCCCCUCACCAAACGCGAUUUCGUCGAAAAGCUGUUGGAGCCCCAAGCAUGGCUCAAUGACAACGUGAUCAUUGGCAGUAUUUCCCAUAUCGCUAAUGCCGUCAACAAAUCGGCAGGGGCCAAAGACACCGAUCCCAAAUGCGCAGCUUUCACGUCGUACUUUUGGCCACGACUUGUCAGUGCUGGGCCGAGCCAGUGCGGGCGCAUGAUGCGCCGUGCAGGUGUCAGGAAGAAUAACUUUUUUGACAUCGACACGAUACUCAUUCCAAUCAAUGACGGCCUGCAUUGGACGUUGGCGGUUGUACGGCCCGGAAAGCGGACUGUAGCGCACCUGGACUCGAUGCGAGCGGGCGCUGGCCAUGUUCACAUCAAAGAGAAAUUGCUUGAAUGGGUCAGGGUCACGCUUGAGGAUAAAUGGGUAGCGUCAGAAUGGUCGGCGAUUGACUACGAAGCUCCACGUCAAACCAACGGGUACGAUUGUGGCGUCUUUACCAUUACGAAUGCUCUUUGCAUCGCGCUUGGGCUUAACCCCAAGAAAUCUUAUACUGCAGGGCAGCUCACGCUGCAGAGGCGGAGGUUGGCGGCGAUUUUGCUCAAUGGAGGUUUCACGGAUGAUUUCUCGUUGGAUGGAUUUUGA
Neurospora tetraspora is the source of this 3219-nucleotide messenger RNA. RefSeq lists its product as uncharacterized. Gene Ontology annotation, biological process: protein desumoylation; proteolysis. Gene Ontology annotation, cellular component: nucleus. Gene Ontology annotation, molecular function: deSUMOylase activity. The coding region runs from base 1 to 3219 and encodes 1072 amino acids. Lineage: Eukaryota; Fungi; Ascomycota; Sordariomycetes; Sordariales; Sordariaceae. The transcript is spliced from 2 exons. The record is from RefSeq and is a predicted model, not a curated record.